Carya illinoinensis is the source of this 1359-nucleotide messenger RNA. RefSeq names its product exopolygalacturonase-like. The record is from RefSeq and is a predicted model, not a curated record. The coding region runs from base 118 to 1305 and encodes 395 amino acids. Gene Ontology annotation, biological process: carbohydrate metabolic process. The transcript is spliced from 4 exons. NCBI's taxonomy places the organism in Eukaryota, Viridiplantae, Streptophyta, Magnoliopsida, Fagales, Juglandaceae. Gene Ontology annotation, molecular function: polygalacturonase activity.
GCCAACUAAGGAUCUUUCCCCCAAAGUAUUUUCAAACCCAUAUAAUAUAUAAUAAUAUAUAAUAAUUUUUAUAAUUUAUUUAUUUUUUUAUAUGUUAGCUCAUAAACCAAUAAUAUCAUGGGUUUGAAAAUCAAUGUGGGAACUGUAGCACUGCUGUUGUUGUUAGCAUUAUAUGCUGCCAAUGCCCAAUCUGGUGUCUUUGAUAUCACCAAGUACGGUGGCAAAUCGAAUGGAGAUAUCACCCAGGCUGUGACAAAAGCUUGGCAAGGAGCCUGCCAAACAGCGGGAAAAAGCAAAGUGGUGAUUCCAAAAGGGACAUACAGAAUGGGGGCAGUGCAAUUUAAUGGACCGUGCAAGGGUAGGAUCGAGUUUCAGAUUCAAGGAACCGUACAAGCCCCAGGCGAUCGCAGCUACUUCAAGUCAGGAAGUUGGGUCAAUUUUCAACGCAUUAACGGCUUCACUUUGUCUGGCGGUGGAACUUUUGAUGGUAAAGGCAGCAGCGUUUGGGGAAAGCGAUCGUGUUCUGGUAUCAAAUACUGCGGUGACCUUCCCAUCAGUCUCAGGUUUGAUUUCAUCAGCAACGGACUGAUUCAGGGCAUAACAUCUUUGGAUAGCAAACAAUUCCACAUUAAUUUGUUGGGUUGCAAAAAUGUUACCUUCCAACACGUAAAUAUCAUAGCACCUAGAACUAGUCCCAACACCGAUGGAAUCCAUAUUGGGCGAUCAUCUGGAAUCAGGAUAAUCGAUACAAAGAUUGCAACUGGUGAUGAUUGUGUCUCCAUUGGUGAUGGCAGUCGGGAUAUACUUGUCCAAAGAGUAACUUGUGGACCUGGCCAUGGAAUCAGCGUUGGAAGUCUUGGCAAGUAUUCGAAUGAAGAACCUGUGGUUGGAGUCAAAGUUGUUGAUUGCACACUGACAAACACACAGAAUGGCGUGAGGAUCAAGACAUGGCCUAAUUCCUAUUCUGGCACUGCCUCUAAUAUCCACUUCGAGAAUCUCCUCAUGAAGAAUGUCGACAGGCCUAUCUACGUAAAUCAAGCAUACUGCCCAUGGAAUCAGUGCAAAGCACAAAGUCCCUCCAAGGUCAAGAUCAGCGACGUCACCUUCAAGAACAUAAAAGGUACAGCUAAUACUAGGGAGGCAGUGACGCUUGUUUGCAGUAAGGCAGUACCAUGUCAGAAGGUGCUGUUAAGUGACAUAGACAUCCAAUACCAUGGAAAAGACGGCCGCCCUACUUUCCAAUGUACUAAUAUCAAACCAAUGCUCAGUGGAAAACAGAAUCCUUCUCCUUGUACGGUUAAAUAAAUUCCAAAAGGUCCCAACUAAAUUAUAAUAAAAUUACAAUAAAAUUUAAUUAAA